Aspergillus calidoustus is the source of this 1233-nucleotide messenger RNA. The record is from the annotation of a GenBank genome assembly. NCBI's taxonomy places the organism in Eukaryota, Fungi, Ascomycota, Eurotiomycetes, Eurotiales, Aspergillaceae.
AUGUCCUCCGACAAUCCUCCUGACGCUGAUGCCCUGGAAAGUCGCCUCCCUGAGACACAAGCGCCCCCUCCUACCAAGACUGCUCCGCAACGACGAGCUUCGGCCACCGAUAAACCCUCAGAAGAGCAGGAGGAGCCAUAUCCAGAACGCGAUGGACCCGUUAUUGAGCCGCUAUCGUCGUCCCUGACCUACUUCUACACCAUCUCGUACCUCGUCUUCUUCUCAAUAUUCGGCACUCUUGCGCGUCUCGGCCUGCAAGCGCUCACAUUCUACCCUGGCGCCCCUGUCGUGACAGGAGUGCUAUGGGCUAAUGUUGGCGGCUCUCUCAUCAUGGGCUUUCUGUUAGAAGAUAAGAACAUUUUUCGCGAAGAAUGGGGCAACCCCCGGAAACUUACUACUAGCCCUCAAGACCCUGAUGCGGCCGAGGUAUCGAAACGCCACAAGUCUAUCAAAAAGACAAUCCCGCUCUACAUCGGCCUCACAACCGGCUUCUGCGGCUCCUUCACCUCCUUCUCCUCCUUCAUCCGCGACAUCUUCCUCGCCCUCGCCAAUGACCUCCCCGACCCAUCCUCUCCCUCCAUCGCAUCCCGAAACGGCGGCUACAGCUUCAUGGCCCUCCUCGCCGUCCUCCUCACAACCGUCUCCCUCAGCCUCGCUGGCCUAAUCUUCGGCUCCCACUGCGCCCUCGCCCUCGACCGCUUCUCCCUCCCACCGACCCUCCCCUUCCGCCUCAUGCGCCGCAUCCUCGACCCCCUCCUCGCCUUCCUAGCCUGGGGCAGCUGGCUCGGCUCAAUCUUCCUGGCCAUCUGGCCCCCGCACAAGACCUGGCGGGGCGACGCCAUCUUCGCAAUCACCUUCGCGCCCCUGGGCUGCCUCCUCCGCUUGUACCUCUCCCUCGCCCUAAACGCGCGCAUCCCCUCGUUCCCGCUCGGAACAUUCACCGUGAAUAUCCUGGGUACAAUCAUCCUGGCAAUGUGCUACGACCUACAGCACGUCGACGGGAUCGGGGCGUCCGCGCUCGUGAGCUGUCAGGUGUUGCAAGGGGUUAUGGAUGGGUUCUGUGGGUGUGCGACGACGGUCAGUACAUGGGUGGCGGAGUUGAAUGGGUUGGGGAGGAGGUUGCAUGCGUAUGUUUAUGGGACGGCGAGUGUGGGGGUUGCGCUGGGGUUCUUUGUGAUUGUUGCGGGGUCUUUGAAGUGGACGGUUGGGUUUGUAGAGCCCGUAUGUCAAUGA